Colletotrichum costaricense is the source of this 1857-nucleotide messenger RNA. Its product is annotated as cytochrome P450. Gene Ontology annotation, molecular function: oxidoreductase activity, acting on paired donors, with incorporation or reduction of molecular oxygen; monooxygenase activity; heme binding. The record is from RefSeq and is a predicted model, not a curated record. The coding region runs from base 1 to 1857 and encodes 618 amino acids. NCBI's taxonomy places the organism in Eukaryota, Fungi, Ascomycota, Sordariomycetes, Glomerellales, Glomerellaceae. The transcript has 2 exons.
AUGCCUUUCGUAACUUCAUCUGACACGGCUCAUCUCAAGAGGGAGACGAUCUCUCCACGCAAAGCCUAUGGUUUCCUACUGUUCACGGGCAUACUUUCCGUUUACCUCUUGUACAGACUCUAUCGGAAAGCCCUGCCGAAGCCUAUCCCCGGCAUCCCGUAUAACCCAAAAGCCCUCGGCCGAAUCCUCGGUGACCUACCAGAGCUCGCCAGCGAGGUUUUGAAGACGGGCGACCUGGCUACUUGGUUGCAACGUCAGGCGGACCAGCACGACUCGCCAGUAUGCCAGAUCUUCCUUCGUCCCAUGUCGCCACCCGUGGUGAUACUGAGUGACUUCCGCGAGAUGCAGGAUCUCUGCAUGCGGCGGAAGGAAUUCGAUCGCGGACGAAUCAUCAAGAACAUUUUCAAAGGUCCUACGCCGAACCACCAAAUUACUCUGGAACUCGGGGACGAGUGGAAAGCGCAUCGACGACUAUUGCAGGAUCUCAUGUCGCCCCCCUUUCUACAAGACGUCGCGGCACCAGCCAUCUACUCGAACGUGACGAAUCUGAUCGAUCUUUGGCGACACAAGACGCGCAUAGCUGACGGUAGACCAUUUGACGUGUCCGAAGAUAUCUUCUACGCAGCUUUGGAUGCCGUUACAGCCUUUUCGUUUGGUGGCGACUUCCCACACAACGCUACAAAACCUGUAGCAGAUCUUAUUCAAGGUCUCGAUGGCAAAAGAUUGAACGAACUGCGGGCGUCCGGAACCAUUGACGAUCCGAUUGAGUUUCCUACUGUGGAAUGCGACGAGGUCCUAUCGACCAUCCUUGAUGUCACUAUCGCCAUUGAACGUUUACAUGGCUCACCCUGGCCCGUCCUCAAGUGGAAGAUCAUAGAAAAGCUCCCACCGGUCAGCCGAACCAUGAGGCUCAAGAACGAGUUCAUUGUUGGAGAACUCAAUAAGGCGACGUCUAGGCAGCUGGCAAACAGCAACAACGACACAUGGAUGCGGUCGGCAGUGGACCUGAUGGUGCAAAGAGAAAGAAAGAUAGCUCAAGAUGACGGGAGGGUGCCCGACUUCCUUUCGCCUACAAUGAGAGACGAGUUAUUCGGAAUCCUUACUGGAGGCCACGAUACAACCAGCACGACCAUACUAUGGGGCCUCAAGUUGCUAGCAGACCACCCGACGGCUCAGUCGAAACUUCGCACCUGCAUGGAGUCACGAUACCAAGAAGCAUCAAGAGAAGCAAGGACACCUUCAGUAGAGGAAAUCAUGCAAAUCAAAGUUUCCUACCUUGACGCCACGAUGGAGGAGAUUCUUCGUUGCGCCGGCACUGCGCCCCUGGUUGAGCGAGAAGCUCUUUGCGAUACCGUUCUGCUGGGUCAUCCCAUCCCAAAAGGCACUCAGAUCUUUUGUCUCACACAGGGCGCAAGUCUCCGUAAGCCAGCGUAUGCUAUCGAUGAGAUGAGGCGAAACGAAACGUGUCGAAUCGCGGUGAAGAACAAAGGGAGGGUAUCAGAAUGGGAUCCCGCGGACAUCGCUAACUUCAAGCCUGAGCGGUGGCUCACUUCCGGAAGCCCGCCAAACAAUGAUCAAAACACGAACAAGGAACAAUUCGGCGGCGCAUUAACAGACAAUGGUAGUCAAUUGGAGUUUGACUCCACAGCUGGACCUCAAAUUGCCUUUGGCCAAGGCAGACGAAGUUGCUUUGGUAGAAGGCUUGCGUACGUGGAGCUGCGAAUCUUCGUCAGUUUGAUUGUGUGGAACUUUGAAAUACUCAUGUGUCCAGAGGCCAUAUCUGGAUACGAAGGGAGGGAUGUUGUCACGCACAAACCGAUCAAGAACUAUGUUCGAUUGCGAAAUGUUGAGAGAUAG